Magallana angulata is the source of this 3453-nucleotide messenger RNA. Its product is annotated as ubiquitin-like modifier-activating enzyme 6. Gene Ontology annotation, biological process: protein sumoylation. The coding region runs from base 58 to 3114 and encodes 1018 amino acids. The record is from RefSeq and is a predicted model, not a curated record. Gene Ontology annotation, cellular component: cytoplasm; SUMO activating enzyme complex. Gene Ontology annotation, molecular function: SUMO activating enzyme activity. The transcript has 36 exons. Lineage: Eukaryota; Metazoa; Mollusca; Bivalvia; Ostreida; Ostreidae.
GAAGUAGGCCGCUGUUUUCCUUUUUUUAACGGUUGAAAAAGAAUCUUGGAGGAAACCAUGGACCAAGAAGAGGUGGAGAUAGAUGAUUCUCUGUAUAGUCGACAGCGCUAUGUCUUAGGUGACUCUGCAAUGAAACAAAUGGCAAACUCUGCUAUCCUUAUCUACAGCAUGGGAGGUUUAGGAAUUGAAAUUGCCAAGAACAUUGCCUUAGCUGGAGUAAAGAAUCUGACCAUCCAGGAUUGUAAACUGGCCGAGAUUCAGGACCUGGGGACACAGUUCUUUUUGAGAGAGGAAGAUGUCGGCAAAAACAGAGCUGAAGCCAGCAGCAGUAGAUUGGCAGAACUGAACCCCUAUGUGUCUCUGUCUGCCUUGAAAACAGGACUAGAUUGUGAUUCAGAUCUGUCGUAUCUGGCUAGAUAUCAGUGUGUGAUAUUGACAGAGGCACCAUUGAAAGUCCAGAUUUGUGUGAACAACUUCUGCAGACAACAGACCCCUCAAAUAAAAUUUAUAUCGGCCGACGUGUUUGGAGUGUGUUGUGGGGCUUUUUGUGACUUUGGUGAUAAUUUUGAAAUCAUUGAUUUGGACGGGGAGGAACCAAAAGAGAUUUUCAUUGAGAAAAUAAGCAAGGGAAAACCUGGUGUUGUUUCAUGUUUUAAGAACAAAAUGCAUGGAUUUGACACUGGUGAUCAUGUGACAUUUAGAGAAAUAAAUGGAAUGACCGCCCUUAAUGGUUGGACUUGUCAAAUAAAAGUGUUGUCCCCAUACACGUUUGAAAUCUGUGACACAACAGGAGAAGAAUUCGCUCCCUAUAAACAUGGUGGUAUUGCUCGUCAGGUCAAAGUGUCCCAGAAUGCCUCGUUUAAAUCUCUGGAACAAGAAAUUCUGAACCCUUCCCUGCUGAUUCCAGAUCUGUGUAGGUUUGAAGCACCUGCUAAUAUUCAUUUAGGUUUUCUAGCUCUCCAUAGAUUUAAUGAAAAGUUCAAGAGAUUCCCUAAAGCUUGGUGUGUGGAGGAUUCAAGUAAUCUUGUAUCUCUUGCUAAAGGACUCAACACAGAACUCACCAACAAGGUAACAACAAUAGACGAGGAUCUCCUCAAUGUUCUGUCGUACACAAACACCGGAUGUCUGUCACCGCUGUGUGCGGCUCUUGGGGGAUUCGUGGCACAGGAAGGAAUCAAGGCAGUGACAGGCAAAUUUACACCACUCAAACAGUGGCUGUACUUGGAUUGUAGAGAUGUAAUAAACAAAGAAGAGGCAGCCACACCAGACAUGUUUACACCAAGACAUGACAGAUAUGAUGCUCAAAGAAUCUGUUUGGGACAGAGGAAAUGUGAAGAGUUGGCCAAGCUGAGACUUUUCAUGGUGGGAUGCGGUGCUAUUGGGUGUGAAAUGUUGAAGAAUUACGCUCUGCUGGGGAUAGGCCAGAAAGACAGAGGAUGUAUAACCAUUACAGACAACGAUCUGAUUGAAAAAUCCAACCUCAACCGUCAGUUUCUUUUCAGACCUUCUGAUAUACAGAAACCCAAAAGUACCACUGCAGCUGUUGCUGUUCUGCAGAUAAAUCCAGAGCUGAAUAUAGAGGCACAACAACAGAAAGUGUGUCCACAGACAGAAGACAGGUUUUAUAACGACGCCUUCUUUGAGAACCAGGAUGUUGUGGUGAAUGCCCUUGACAAUAUCGAGGCUCGACGCUAUGUGGACAGUCGGUGUGUGACCAAUCAAAGAGCGUUGUUGGAGAGUGGAACCCUGGGAACUAAAGGUCACGUACAGGUCAUCAUACCUCAUCUCACCGAGUCCUACAGCAGUCAGAGUGACCCGAGUGACGAGAGUGUUCCCUACUGCACCUUGAAGUCAUUUCCUGCUAAUAUUGAACACUGCAUACAGUGGGCGCGAGACAAGUUUGAGAGCUCCUUUGCCGUGAAGCCGGACUUGUUCAAUAAAUUUUGGAAACAGAAUGGACAAGUGACUGAAGUUAUUCAAAAAUUGAAGAAUGGACAAUCACUAGAUGGCGCUGUCCAGGUUAGCAAAAUGGCUGCCAACAGGAGGGCCACCUGGUGCCAAUGUGUACAGCUAGCUCGCCUCAAGUUUCAGAAAUACUUUAACCACAAGGCAAAACAUCUCCUUCAUGUGUUUCCUCUGGACACAAAGAUGCAAGAUGGCUCUCUAUUUUGGCAAUCUCCCAAGCGGCCUCCGAUUCCUCAGGAAUUCAACAUUCAAAACCCUGUACAUUUCCAGUUUGUUGUAAGCACAGCUCGACUUUAUGCUGGAGUCUUCAACAUUCCAGUCAGCUCCGAGGAUACAUCAAUUACAACUAUAAACUCAGUCAUAGAAAGCAUGGACAUUCCUGACUACCGACCAACAAAUAAAAGAAUUCUGACCGAUGAAUCUGUCUCUAAACCAAUGGACGACACAACAGGAAGUGGGGAUGAUUUACUGGACGCCGCUAAUCGCCUGCAGGCGUCACUUAAUGAGGACAAGGUCACACACGUGCUGAGUCCAAUGAAUCCCGUCGAGUUUGAGAAAGAUGAUGACACCAAUGGUCACAUAGACUUUAUAUCUACAGCAGCGAACUUACGAGGAGCUAUGUACAACAUUGAGAGCAUUGAUAGACUGCAAGCCAAGAGAAUAGCUGGUAGAAUUGUUCCUGCCAUAGCCACUACCACGGCGACUGUCAGUGGAUUGGUCACCAUAGAGCUGAUUAAGCUGUUGGACAAAUUACCCCUGGAGGUGUAUAAGAAUGCCUUCCUUAACCUUGCUCUUCCAGUAAUUGUACUGUCUGAGCCAGGACCGGUGGAGAAAACUGUGAUAAAAGAGGGACUGACAACAACCAUGUGGGACCGGUGGGAGGUUCACGGAACAGCCGAUUUUACACUCCAGCAAUUCCUUCAAUACUUUAAGGAUAAAUACGGGUUAGAGGUCACAAUGGUCAGUCACGGAGUGAAGAUGGUGUAUGUACCGUUUAUGCCAGGCCACAAAAAACGUCUGCCACAACAAAUGGUGAAGUUGUUAAAACCUUCUUCAGGACAGCUGUAUAUGGACCUGAUCAUUAAUUUAGAAGGAAAUGAGGACGACGACAUUGCCUGUCCGCCCGUUCGGUAUUACUUCGGGGUUUAACGACGGCUGAUUAUAGGACCAUCUUCUAGUGCUAUUACAGGACUUCUUUAUUUAUAUAUGGUUUUAUAAACUGGAUGACAAUAUAUAUGUUAUUCAUAUGUUUUGUUUGUGAAAAAAAUGUUAGCUGUGAAUGAAAUACAUGUAUAUCUGUAUUCAGCAGAGAGAGAGAGAGAGAGAGAGAGAGAGAGAGAACUGUCUAUAUAUAGGAAGAAUAGAUGUACAUUUAUCUUGAUAAUUGAUGAGGUUUUCAUAUUUUGUUUACCUACAUUGCCGUCUGUUAUACACAUAUAUAAUUUACAAUAAUUGUCAGUGUAUUGAAAUGAUAAGGUUGAUGGGUGA